Drosophila simulans is the source of this 1033-nucleotide messenger RNA. RefSeq lists its product as uncharacterized. The transcript has 4 exons. NCBI's taxonomy places the organism in Eukaryota, Metazoa, Arthropoda, Insecta, Diptera, Drosophilidae. The coding region runs from base 198 to 857 and encodes 219 amino acids. The record is from RefSeq and is a predicted model, not a curated record.
CUGCCGAUAACGAUAGGCGAUAACGAAUCGGAUUUUGGUCACUCUAAGCGUUCAGCAUUAAAAGUUAUUGUUAUUAUUUACAAUUUCAAGAAAAAUUAACUGUUAAUGCAGUGAGAUUGAGUUUUUCCAGCAUAAAUUAUCAAAGAAAACCAUUCUUAAUCAAUACAACACAAGAACGGGAAUAUCCGAAUUCCAGAAUGUCGGAUUUGGGGAAAGAUGUGGCGAGCGAAGAAGGCUCCAAUGGAAGCAGGGAAACCAUUUGGUACACCAUUGGAGAGCUUGUGGAAAUGGUCGAGUGUCCAGGUUGUGGAAUAUCUAUGGUAUCGUUCAAAAACCGUUUCGCCCACAUCAAGAAGUGCUUCAGCAUCAAGAGACGAGGUCCUUUGUACAGAAUUCACGGAUAUGCGGAGUGCAAGUGCGGUUUCCUUAUAGCAGACACGGAAAAAGCCCGGAAACUGCAUUGUUGUUCGGGAAAGCUUCGCCCCUGCAAGCCAAUCAUACCAGCUGAGCCGAAACUCCCCGCGACAGAACAUGCCGAGGAAGUAACUACAACUAAUAGGGAACAGGCUUUGCAGCCGUUGAUUCUCAAUUUUAUCAGCCCCAUCAAACAACAGGAGUUUCCAUCUCUGGAUAUAUCACAUUCCAGUAAACAUAAUCCUAAACCAACAUCAAGGCCACGCGUCCGUAACUUUGAUAGACCACGCAGAAGUCAAGCUCCAAGGGAAGUCUGUGUGUACUCUAUUAUUAGAAAGAAUGGGGCUAUCUUAGUGACAGGAAGAUCCAUCGUUAGGUACCGUGGAGGCAACGAAAACUUUGCCAUACUUAAAAGGCGAGAGUUGAAAAUGAAAAGCGUAUAACAUAGUUAUGUAUGAGUAAACUAAGCUGUAGAGAAGUCUGAAUAUUAUUAAUGUAAAUUAAGUCUCUUCUCUUUUUUUUCAAUCUUACUGGUUACCUUAUCAUCUAUAAGUAAUUUUCUUGAUUUAUGUAAACAACAAAAAAUUAAUUUUGUAAAUCAAAAGUUUUUUUAAAACAC